Messenger RNA from Rotaria sordida, 1365 nucleotides. The record is from the annotation of a GenBank genome assembly. NCBI's taxonomy places the organism in Eukaryota, Metazoa, Rotifera, Eurotatoria, Philodinida, Philodinidae.
AUGAAUGAAGGAGCGGCUCUUCGAGUACUGUCAUUUCUUAAUGAUUCAAGUCAACGUCAUGUAGCUUCUUUAGUUAAUGAAAAACGAAAAGUAACUGUGAUCGGAGAAGAGCAUGAACCAGAUGAAAUUGAAAUAGAAGAACCAUUACCGUCUGCUAUCGAUGAAGAAGCAGAUCUUCUUACUCCAGAACAAAUCAAGGAAUUUUUUAAAACAGCUGAAGAAGGUACAAUCGAAAGAUUAGAUGAACUCUUCGACACAACAGCAAAUGCCGAUCCUAAUAUGACACAAUAUAUGGAAUCUCUCCUAAUGGCUGCUAUUCGUGCUAAACGAUAUAAAAUGGCUGAAUAUCUAAUUGAUCAAUUAGGAAUAAAUGUUAAUCAUACAACUAAUCUUCUUGAAUUUCGUCCACAGACAAGAAUUCCUGUUCGAGAACAAACAAUAUCAUGUCGUGAUUUAGCUUAUAAUAAAGGUAUGAUGGAUCUUGUUGAUUUAAUUGAUAUAGUCAGUGAUGAAGUAAAGCCAAAUAUAAAACGAUAUUUACAACGACGUUUAAAAACACGUCUUGAUCAAAUUCAUCAAUCCUAUUUAAAACGUAUGAAAGAACGUAAUAAUCGUUUAAUAAUUCCAUCACAAGAAAAAGAAACAAACGUAUUAGAAGAAAAUGAACAAGAAAAAGAAAACGAAGAACCAUUAAGUGCAAAUAUUAUUGAUGAUAUUAAGAUAUUUUCACUAGCACCUCCAAUACCACCAGUUGUUCAUCGUCCAUAUAAAUCACAUAUUGAAGCAACAAUGCAAAGUAUUGAAUCGAAAAAUGAUAAAUCAAUUGAUGAAUCAGGAAAAAAAUUCUUUCGAUUUUCUGGUUAUACUCUUCAUUAUCGUCUUGUCGAAACAGGAAAUAAGAAUCAACAAAAAAAAGAACGAUCUCGACCAAAAACAGGAAUAUUUUCUUUUCCAAUUAUUCCACCAACUUCUACACGAACAUUACCACCACCAUCCCUAUCAAGGCCAACAACAACAGCAACAACAACUAAUGUUAAUCGUCGUUCAAUUAGUGAAGUAAGCGCACGAAUACCAAUACGAGAAACACGAACAUCUAUAUGUCGAUCAGCUCGACAUAUAGCCACACCACGUGUCGCUCCUACAGUAACUACUGAAAGUAAACCAGAAAUAACACCUAAAACAAUAACUACGAUUAAUACUACUCAACGAUUAUUACCAAAACGAAUUCGUCAAAUUAAUACAGAUUAUAAUUACAUUCCUCAACUACAAAAUGCUGUGUACAAUGAUCCACGCCAUUUUAUGCCUGUAACAUUGAAAACAACUUCUACUGGUUUACUAUCUGAUACUCGAUUAAUUAGAGAUUAA